This is a messenger RNA of Wasmannia auropunctata (little fire ant), 2877 nucleotides long. It is a transcript of the gene LBR, whose product is annotated as delta(14)-sterol reductase. Gene Ontology annotation, molecular function: oxidoreductase activity, acting on the CH-CH group of donors, NAD or NADP as acceptor. Gene Ontology annotation, biological process: sterol biosynthetic process. The record is from RefSeq and is a predicted model, not a curated record. The transcript is spliced from 9 exons. Gene Ontology annotation, cellular component: endoplasmic reticulum membrane; nuclear inner membrane. The coding region runs from base 148 to 2073 and encodes 641 amino acids. Lineage: Eukaryota; Metazoa; Arthropoda; Insecta; Hymenoptera; Formicidae.
UACGAUGCGCCAGAGCGGUAUCAGGCGUAACCUCGCGACUUGUGGAAGUUUUAUUAUUUUUCACGGCGUCGCGGAUAUCUGCGGAGUGGAAUCGACCGUUGGAGAUCGCAGGGCACAGUCUCGCGACUCACACAUAUAAGUCUCACCAUGAAGUUUACCGAGGGCGAAGAGGUUCUUGCUAAACAUCCGAAUACCUCCGAGUAUUACAAAGGGAAGAUUCUCAAUGUCAGAGGCGAUCGAUACAGGAUACAAUUUGAAACAGGCAUUCAGCACACGGUCAGAGAGACUGACAUAAAGGCUGAGAGCAAAAGCAGCUCGACUAGAGCAAGCAGGAGAAAGAGCCCCUCGAGACAAUCGCCUAGCAGGAAGUCGCCAAGUAGGCGAUCGCCAGGAAGGCAGUCGGCCAGGUCGCCCGCAAGAUCGCCAACGAUGUCGUCCAGGAAAUUACCUAUUCGUAGCGCGCGUCUCGCCAAGAUAUCUCUAUCUCGCAUAGACGUCGAGGGCGACAAAACGACAAAUCAUAAAGGAGGCGACGCAAAGUCAGAGAGCUCGACUGAAUCGUUGCCUCUGCAGCAACGCUUGAAGAGGGAAAUGAUAACAGUGACGCGCAGACCGACGCUUCUAAAGUCUGAUCAGGAUUAUAGAUCAAUACUAACAAGAAGUAUCGAUAGAGCCGUCUCACUUCCGGCGGAUAGGAAAAACUACGUACAAGAUUAUCCUCCGGGGGAAAAAGAGAGAGGAUAUUCAGUGCAAAGAGAUCAAGAUUUGGGGAAACCCUUGUAUGAAGGCGAAACAUGGGAUACGGUGGUGAAACGUGAGAAAGAGAUAAUCAGAGUCGACAAACCGCAGGAAUGGGGCGGAUGGAUCGGGACAUUUUUCCUCGUAUUUAUACUACCGAUAUCUGUAAUCACACCACAACUCUUGUGCUCAAAAGGACAAUGCAAGUCUGCGCUUGUAAAACUUUCUGCCGACGUGAAGUCUUAUAUAAAUUUAUACACACUGCUGUCUUACGCUGCAUUUUUGGCAUUAUUGGCUUGUAUUUCGAUCAUACCGAUUGGGAAAAGCAUAGAUGGACAGCAGAGUAAACUUGGGAGACUCCAAUAUCGCGUAAAUGGCUUUUUGUGCGCCAUAGUGGCACUGUCAGGAUUUCCUUUAUGCAUAUAUUUGAAUAUACCGAUCAGUGAUUACAUCCUGAAUAAUGUUGUACAAUUGUCAAUCAGUGGCUGGAUUGUGGGAACGAUUUUAGCUCUGGGAUUGUACAUCAAGGCAGGACGAGGUCCAGUAACUAAUCUGAAUAUAUACGCCUCAACCAACAGCAAGAUAUAUAAUUUUUGGCAGGGCAGAGAGAUUAAUCCGCGAAUUCGCGCUUUGGACGUUAAACUGCUGCUAAUACGAGCUUCUCUCAUCGGCACGUUGAUCGCGAACACAGCCAUUUUGAUUAAGGUUGUUGGCGAUGGAAAGAAUCCAAUUAAUAAGCUUGAUGUAGCUGCAUUGUUAGCUUCCGUAUUGCAGCUGGUUUAUGUCGGAUAUGGAUUAAUAUGCGAAGCUACUGUCUUCACGACUUUUACAGUAAUGUACGAAGGUACUGGAUACAUGACGUGUGUUAGUCACUUGUUAUACCCAUUUUUGACGACUCUCACCGCAAGAUUUUUAUUCUAUCAGAAGAUAAAACUUAACUACUUUGCUGGCUUAUCUAUCUUGGGCUUUGUAAUCGGAUAUGCUAUCUAUUUGAUUAGUAAUUUGCGGAAAAACGAGUUCAGAAAGAAUCCAGUUUCGCCGAGAGUACCUUAUUCGGAAACCAUCCCGACGUCACGUGGAAAGAGGUUGAUGUUUGCCGGCUUAUGGGGUUAUGUGAGACAUCCCAAUUAUUUGGGUGACAUUCUAAUACAGUGGUCUAUCGCGAGUAUUGGCUGGGCAUACGACAUUCUGCCGUACUACAUGGCGAUCUGCUGCACGUUAGUGCUCGCUUACAGAGCCGUGAGAGACAAUAAGCGCUGUCAGAUGCGCUAUGGAUAUGCAUGGGAACAAUAUUGUUCGCGUGUGAAGUACAUGAUACUGAAGCCUGUAUUUUAAGGCAACAGAACGCGUAGCGUGGUAUUUUUCAAUACCAAAUUCUAUAUCAGAGUUUUAUCGCAGAAGGUAACGCUCAUUACAUUUUAUAGGAUCUCUAAUCUUGUGCAUUUCAUUAUAUUUUUAUGAGAUAGUGAUAUAGUAGAGUAUUAUGAAGUACACAAAAAUGUAGAAUUGGAUAAGAGCCAAAAAUAUUUUGAUAAUAUUGAGAGAUUUCACAUUGGAGAAAGAGAGAGAUAUAUAUAUUUAAGUUCAUAUUAUGAAUCUCCAUACAUGUGAUGAGAAGCGAACAUGACGAUGCUGCACGUUUUGAUAAAGAGAGGAAAAACUUGUGUAUUUUUAGGAUAAGUAUAUAUACAUAUAUUUUACUUGUUAAGAGUAUGUGCCUGUAAUAUCGAGCAUUACAAACUUAAAAAUACAAAUUAUGUAAGAAAUUUUAUACUUUUAUAUAUUAGACAUGCAUAAGUGUACAAUUCAUCAUAUGAUUAUUACAGAGAUUAUUAUAAGCAAUUUCCUUAAAAGACAUUCACUUUUUUUAAAUAAAAUAUAUUACAAUCUAUUUUCUUGUGUUUAUCUUGUAAUUUUAAUGUAGAGCUGUUUUCGACAUAGACUUGUAGUCAUAUUUUUGGACUCUAUGAAGUCUAUAAUAGUUUACAUAUAGCCAUAUUUUUGGACUAGAAGUCUAUAUUAGGAGCCAUAUAUGAAGCAAUCUUACAGGAUUGUUGCUCUAAAUUUCUAAAUUGAAUUAUAUAUAACAAGUUACUGUUAGGAGAAAGCCACAAGGCAAGAGAAAAGUGGUCACAAAUA